CGAACCAAGUUGUCAGGAGGAAGGGGAGAGCCACUGCCAUGAAGAGGGUGCCGCCAACAGGCCCGAAGCCAAAGCCAGAACCCCAGCCACAGCAGCUGGAGCCUCAUUCCCAAAUCCCCACGGAAAUACCUGCAUGUGCACCAUCAGAUGAUGUGACGCGUCCAUCUUGUUCUCGUGACUUGCUUCAUGCGGAAAAUGUAGUUGCUGAAGAUGAUAACGACCCAGAGUACUGCCAUGACUAUGCAAAGGACAUCUACCAGUAUCUGAGAGAGCUUGAGGAAAAUCGAGCUAUCAGACCCAAAUACCUGACUGGGCAAGAAAUCAGUGGGAAAAUGCGUGCUGUACUAAUAGACUGGCUUGUGCAAGUACAGAUAACGUUCAAACUCCAGCAGGAUACCUUGUACUUGACAGUUGCCAUCAUAGAUUACUUCCUGCAGGACAAUGCUGUUUCUAAGAAGAUGCUGCAGCUGGUUGGUGUCACAGCUAUGUUCAUUGCCAGCAAAUACGAAGAGAUGUAUCACUUCCAUACUGCAAACUUUGCCUAUAUAACCGAUAACACUUAUACAACCAGCCAAAUCAUCCAGAUGGAGGUUCAGAUCCUGCAAGCCCUGGACUUUCAUCUGAGUUGUCCCCUAGCUUCACAGUUCCUAACUAUGGCUUUAGAAGUUGCAAAGGUAAACACAAGACAGCGUGUUCUGGCUGAAUACCUGAUGGAGUUGACCAUUCUGGACUAUGAUAUGGUUCAUUUCCCCCCAUCCAAGACUGCAGCAGCUGCUUUGUGUUUGUCUCUGAAACUUCUCCAGGGAUGUGAGUGGACAGAAGCUCUACAGUGCCACACAUCUUACACCGAGAGUGACCUCCUCCCAGUUAUGCGACACAUAGCAAAGAAUGUAGUUCUUGUGAAUAAGGCUACCACCAAGCAGAUGGCAAUCAAGAAAAAAUACGCCAGCUCUAAAACCAUCAAUAUAAGCACCAUUGAACAGCUGAACUCAUAUGCCAUCUGGAAUCUAGCCCUGGCUGUGACUAAAAAGCUUUAACUCCUAUGCGAAGUCAGUGCCAACAU
Molecule: messenger RNA, 1063 nt
Organism: Neopsephotus bourkii (Bourke's parrot)
Lineage: Eukaryota; Metazoa; Chordata; Aves; Psittaciformes; Psittacidae
Gene: CCNB1
Product: cyclin B1
Exons: 7
Coding region: 39-1037 (332 amino acids)
Biological process (GO): mitotic cell cycle phase transition; mitotic metaphase chromosome alignment; regulation of cyclin-dependent protein serine/threonine kinase activity
Cellular component (GO): mitochondrial matrix; nucleus; cytoplasm
Molecular function (GO): cyclin-dependent protein serine/threonine kinase regulator activity
Source: RefSeq, a predicted model, not a curated record